AUGGAAUAUUCAGUUUCUCCAAAUUGUGAUGUUAUGCAAACUUAUGUGGAUUCAAUAGAACUUCGUAUUUCACUAAUUGUCAAUUUGAUAAUUGCAAUUGUUGCAUUUCCAAUUUUAGUAAAAUCAAUUAUUUAUAUUUGGAAAACUGAUACAUUUCAUAGAAAUACAAAAAUGCAAAUAUUUGUUCAUCUGAUUGCUCUUCUGAUUCAUGUUAUUGGAAGGUAUUUCUUUCUUUACUUGAUUUUAAGAACACAAUCAAAUAAAAAUAACCUGCUUUUAAAAAUAAAAAAUGGGAAAUGAAAUCGUAAAUUUCACGUGAAAAAUAAUAUGUUUAUUUCAGACUUGGUUUACAUUCUCUUGAUCUUUUCAAUUAUUUUUCUCUGGGUGGUAAUUCAUCUGCUUGUGAAAUAAUUCCAAAAUUUUAUCGAUGUUUAAUUCUGCGUGCAUUCUAUAAUAUCGGUCUUGCACUUUCAUCAAUGUGUUCAAUUUGUUUGGUUUUAGAAAGAUAUGCAUCUACCGUAUUCUCUUCAAAUUAUGAACAUUGUGGUCCAAAUUAUGGAAUUGCUUUAGUUUCUGUGCAAAUACUUUUAGCUACUAGUUUUAUUGGAAGUCUUUAUUUUUAUGCAAGUUUUCAACCCGGUAAUAAUGUUUUAUAUUAUUGUCAAACAAUUGCCAGUUCUCGAGGGAAUAUAUUUUUUGUUGUCAUACCUCUGUACUUUAUUUUAGCGACACAGAUUAUUGCUCGACUAAUGUUCAAAGUUCUGAUGAGAAAAAAUCAAGUAAGAUUGGAAUUGUCGUAAUACUAAAAAUAAACUUUUUCUUACAGAAACUUCGAACUCGUCAAACAAUUUCGUUGAGCACUCGAUAUAAUUUGGAUCAAAGUAUUUGA
Molecule: messenger RNA, 889 nt
Organism: Caenorhabditis angaria
Lineage: Eukaryota; Metazoa; Nematoda; Chromadorea; Rhabditida; Rhabditidae
Source: the annotation of a GenBank genome assembly